Musa acuminata AAA Group (dessert banana) is the source of this 1346-nucleotide messenger RNA. Its product is annotated as mitochondrial arginine transporter BAC2-like. Gene Ontology annotation, molecular function: transmembrane transporter activity. The record is from RefSeq and is a predicted model, not a curated record. Gene Ontology annotation, biological process: transmembrane transport. NCBI's taxonomy places the organism in Eukaryota, Viridiplantae, Streptophyta, Magnoliopsida, Zingiberales, Musaceae. The transcript is spliced from 3 exons. The coding region runs from base 170 to 1141 and encodes 323 amino acids.
UCAUCGGGUCUUCUUCCUCCUGCGCUCGGAUUUAGCAUGCCUUAGCACAUCCAUCCACGUAUUCGACCCGCCUUCCUCUCCCUGUCGUACCACGACCGCUGCAAGGCCUCUGACGCUCGCAGCACCACCAGAACGAGGAAGGCGGAGAGUGUGGAAUGGUGGUGGGGAGAUGGAGUUCUGGCCGGAGUUCAUGGCGAGCAGCUGGGGGAGGGAGUUCGUGGCGGGAGGGAUCGGCGGCAUGGCCGGGGUCGUCUCGGGCCACCCCCUCGACACGCUCCGCAUCAGCCUGCAGCAGCCGCCGGCUCCAUCGCCCGCCGCUGCCGCUACCGCUACCGCCCGCCGCCCCGUCUCGGCCGUGGGCCUCCUCCGCAGCAUCCUCGCGACCGAGGGCCCCGCCGCGCUCUACCGCGGCAUGGGCGCCCCCCUCGCCUCCGUCGCCUUCCAGAAUGCCAUGGUCUUCCAGGUGUAUGCAAUCUUCUCCAGAGCUUUUGAUUCCAAGAGCAUGAACGAACCCCCUUCCUAUACAAGUGUUGCGCUGAGUGGAGUUGGAACGGGCGCCUUGCAGAGUCUGAUACUAAGCCCGGUCGAGCUUGUGAAGAUAAAGCUUCAGCUGCAGAUGACCGGCGAAAAGGGCUACAAAAGAGGUGGGAUAGGACCGAUCAGCAUUGCCAAGGAGAUCGUAAACAAGGAAGGGAUGAAAGGUGUAUACCGAGGCCUAUGGAUCACUGUCCUGAGAGAUGCACCUUCACAUGGAGUUUACUUCUGGACAUACGAGUACGCAAGAGAGCAGAUUCACCCGGGCUGCCGGAAAACUUGCCAGGAAAGCCUUGGAACGAUGCUGGUCGCCGGAGGAUUAGCAGGAGUGGUGAGUUGGAUCUGCUGCUACCCUUUAGAUGUGGUGAAGUCCAGACUGCAGGCGCAAUCGAAGCCUCAGGCCGGCCAGCCGCCGCCGAAGUACCUCGGAAUUGUGGACUGCAUCCGCAAGAGCGUACAAGAAGAAGGUGUUGCUGUGCUGUUCCGAGGAAUGGGGACUGCUGUUGCCCGGGCCUUUGUUGUCAAUGGAGCCAUCUUCUCUGCUUAUGAGUUAGCUCUUAGGUCCUUGGUCAGCAACAGUCGAGGGCUGGCAAUGGAGGAGACCUGAGCUCUCAAGGGUGAAGUAAAACUAGGAAUCCUGUUCCAUAUAUGUUCAUUGGAGUAUGAGAUUACUCAUCCAUAGUUUGUAUCCAAUGUUUAGAUUCUGUUGUGCAGAAAGAAAAGAUCAUAUUUACGUCCUGUUAGACAUAAGACACUUGGUGACAAGAACUCGGUUCGAUGUAGCUAUGAAUGAAAGAACUGAGUUUGAAGUA